AUGUCCAAAGAACCACAGUACUUGGUGCAGGCAGUUUUGGAGCAUAGGAGAAAUAAGAAAUCGAGAAAAAACGAGUACCUCAUCAAAUGGCUCGGCUAUGAUCAUACACACAACUCCUGGGAGCCAGAAGACAACAUCAACGACGACGUCGCGAUUGCCGACUAUUUCGCCGAUAAAAAGAGGGAGAAGGAGGGAAAAGCGAGGCUGAAAGAGUUGUUGAGGAAGAAGAAGGAGUUGGAGGAGACACCCAGUGAUUCAGAGGUGUUUUCUGAUAAAGAGGACGAUGCUGCUGCGGAUGACGUGGAGGCUCCAGAAGUCAAGAAGGCUAGGAAGGAUGGAGAGAGAGGAUCUUCUUCGAGGACACAUUAA
Caenorhabditis briggsae is the source of this 369-nucleotide messenger RNA. Gene Ontology annotation, molecular function: chromatin binding. The record is from RefSeq and is a predicted model, not a curated record. Bases 1 to 369 code for a protein of 122 amino acids. Gene Ontology annotation, cellular component: pericentric heterochromatin. NCBI's taxonomy places the organism in Eukaryota, Metazoa, Nematoda, Chromadorea, Rhabditida, Rhabditidae. The transcript has 3 exons. Gene Ontology annotation, biological process: negative regulation of transcription by RNA polymerase II; chromatin organization.